This is a messenger RNA of Aspergillus pseudotamarii, 6840 nucleotides long. Its product is annotated as armadillo-type protein. The record is from RefSeq and is a predicted model, not a curated record. Gene Ontology annotation, molecular function: ATP binding; small GTPase binding; RNA helicase activity. Gene Ontology annotation, cellular component: Ski complex. The transcript is spliced from 12 exons. Lineage: Eukaryota; Fungi; Ascomycota; Eurotiomycetes; Eurotiales; Aspergillaceae. Gene Ontology annotation, biological process: nuclear-transcribed mRNA catabolic process, 3'-5' exonucleolytic nonsense-mediated decay; intracellular protein transport. The coding region runs from base 1 to 6840 and encodes 2279 amino acids.
AUGGCGCAGGCAGAAGCUCUCGCUGCCACUCUCGCUGAGCUAAACCUGAAUGCACAGGAUCUUAGCGGGUCGGCUUUUGAUGAGCGAAUUGCGGAAGAAGAAAGUGGUCAAUAUCAGAACCGGAGUCCUCGGCCAAGAGCCCGCCAAAAUGCUGAAGAUCUUCUUGAAGAGCUGGAGGCUGACUUCCUGACUCCAUCAUCUCAGUUUAGCCCUGAAUGGCUGAAUCGUCUACAAAGACGAUGGGACGUGUCGACGGACUACAAGGACCUUUUUGAGGUCGCACCGACCCAAACACGAACUGUUGUUCGUUUCGACCGUGAGGGUCUAGAGGGGCGUGUCACUGGCUAUCAUGAAGUCACGGUUCCUGCCACCAGUGCAAAUGCAAAGAACUCAACAUCUCUGCUUCGUCGACCAGCUGGUCGCGCAGAUUUCGUUAGGGGCGCCGCUGGAUUCUUUCCCUUCGCGCCAGGUGGACUUGACGGUGUUGAGGCUAUCGCUGAAAUGGAAUCCGAAGCCCAGACAGCAGAUAGCUCGAGGCCGGGAGGCAAACAAUCUGGCCUUGACCGGAUCAUUAACUUCGGCGCUGAGGGUGGCCUCCUAGAAGUCGCCCCAGGAUUCAGUCGUGGCCUGAAAUUCGAGGUAGCAAAGUCAAAAGAAGCUGCUGAGAAUGAUCAAGAAGUCGAACAUGUCCUCCAGCAGGAGGAAGCUGACCUCCCCGUUGAAAAGGACGACACAGCUUCAGAUGUUGGAGGAGUGAAGAUCGAAGACGACGAGCUCAGCGGAGAUGAGGAGGACAUAGAUUCAUUACUGCCCGUUGAGUUCCCAGCACUGGAACCCCGUGCUCCUCUGUUAUCAGGUGUCCAGAAGAAAGGUGGUAGGGAAUGGGCGCAUGUUGUGGAUGUUAACAAAGACAUUCCAAAUUUCAGCGAGCUUGUGCCGGAUAUGGCUAGAGAGUGGCCGUUUGAACUUGAUACUUUUCAAAAAGAGGCUGUCUACCAUUUGGAGAGUGGUGAUUCCGUUUUUGUCGCGGCACAUACGUCAGCUGGAAAGACAGUUGUUGCUGAAUAUGCCAUUGCUUUGGCUGCCAAGCAUAUGACCAAGGCUAUCUACACAUCGCCUAUCAAGGCUCUCAGCAAUCAGAAGUUUAGGGAUUUUAGGACUACAUUCGAUGAUGUUGGUAUCCUUACGGGUGACGUCCAGAUCAAUCCAGAAGCAAGCUGCCUGAUCAUGACCACUGAAAUUCUCCGAAGUAUGCUUUAUCGUGGAGCAGAUCUGAUUAGAGAUGUCGAGUUUGUGAUCUUUGAUGAGGUACAUUAUGUUAAUGAUCUCGAAAGAGGCGUUGUUUGGGAAGAAGUGAUCAUCAUGCUUCCUGAACAUGUCACCCUGAUUCUUCUAUCUGCUACUGUCCCUAACACUUAUGAAUUUGCCUCCUGGGUGGGUCGUACAAAGAAGAAGGAUAUUUAUGUUAUUUCGACUGCGAAACGACCUGUCCCUCUCGAGCACUAUUUGUGGGCUGGUAAAGAUAAAUUCAAAAUCGUCGACUCAAAUAAGCGAUUCCUGGAAGGCGGUUGGAAAGAAGCAGAUAACGUUAUCUCUGGCAGAGAUAAAAUUAAAGCUCAAAAAGCUGCCGAGGCUCAGGCUCAAUCCCAAGCUCAGAGAGGCGGUCAGCAGGGAAGAGGGCGUGGUCAAGCUCCUGGUAGAGGUGGCCCUCGCGGCAAUUCGCAGCGUGGAGGUGCUCAACGCGGGGGCGGUGCUCAGCGUGGUAGAGGGCAGCCAGCCAAUAGGGGUACCGGGAAUAUUGCUCGUACAGGAAGAGGUGGAGGACGGACAACAGCUGCACAGGAUAAGACUGUAUGGGUACAACUUGUCCAACAUCUCCGCAAAGAAAAUUUGCUCCCCGGUUGUAUUUUCGUGUUCUCUAAGAAAAGAUGUGAGGAGAACGCGGAUUCACUCUCAAACCAGGACUUCUGUAAUGCGUCGGAGAAAAGUCUUACGCACAUGUUUAUCGAAAAGUCACUUACCCGCCUUAAGCCCGAAGAUAGGACGCUCCCGCAGAUACUUCGCCUUCGCGACUUGCUAAGCAGAGGAAUUGCUGUUCACCAUGGAGGUCUUCUGCCCAUUAUGAAAGAGAUUGUUGAAAUCCUGUUUGCCAAAUCUUUGGUUAAGGUUCUUUUCGCAACAGAGACGUUUGCUAUGGGACUGAAUCUACCAACUCGUACGGUGGUUUUCUCAGGAUUCCGUAAACAUGAUGGUAAAGGCUUCAGAGACCUGCUCCCAGGUGAAUACACCCAGAUGGCCGGCCGUGCUGGGCGAAGAGGCCUUGAUACUGUCGGCUAUGUGAUCAUUACGAGCACUGGUAAAGAUGAAGCGCCUCCUGCCGGUGCUUUGAAGCGGAUGAUCCUCGGUGAACCGACCAAACUUCGAUCCCAAUUCAGGCUCACUUAUAACAUGAUUUUGAAUCUCUUGCGUGUUGAGGCUUUGAGGAUCGAAGAGAUGAUCAAGCGCAGUUUUAGUGAAAAUGCCACGCAGGCUUUGCUUCCAGAGCAUGAGAAACAGGUUCAACUAUCGGAAGCCAGCUUGGCUAAGAUUAAGCGUGAGCCUUGCGAUAUCUGUGACAUUGAUCUCGUGGCUUGCCAUAGUGCAGCUAUGGAGUACGGAAAACUAACAAGUGAGCUGUAUGUUGGGUUGCUCGCCUCUCCCGUCGGUAAGCGUCUCUUUAUGCCCAAGCGGCUAGUCGUUUACAGAAAGGAUGGAUAUCGGACGGCUGGUAUUAUCGUCCGAGAAGGGGUUGGAGGAGGGCCCACGCCCACCGUACAGAUUCUCGAAAUCGGCAAACUAGGUGGCAGACGUCAUCCAAGUGAUAUUCUCCCCUUCCUUCCUAAAUUCCGACAUCUGUUCCAGACCCUACCAACCCGCGGAGCUGAUAUGACCUUGAAAGUUUGCAAGAUACCGCUCUCUGAUCUGGAAUGUCUCACCAAUACCAUGGUGAAGCUAACUGGUCCAACGUGGUAUCUCAAUAUCAAGAAGGAGGCCAUCAAGUUUGCCGAUAAAGAGCUGCAUAAAUACUGCGGAUCGUGGACGAGCACCGCUUGGGACGAGAUAGACUGGACUCGAAUCAAAGAGUUGCAGGUGAGGGACAUACUAGAAAAACGACAAGCCCAGGCAAUAAUUGCCGAAUCCUGCAAAUGCUUACAAUGCCCGGACUUCUUAAAACAUUUCGAGAUGCAACACGACGAAUGGCAAGUCAAAGAGAACAUUUCGCAGUUGAAGCAAUUGAUGUCCGAUCAAAAUCUUCAACUUUUGCCAGAUUACGAACAACGUAUCCAGGUACUGAGAGAACUAGGGUUCAUAGAUGAACAGUCUCGUGUACAGCUGAAAGGCAAGGUAGCAUGUGAGAUUCACUCAGCUGAUGAGCUUGUCUUGACGGAAUUGGUCCUCGAGAACGUCUUAGCUGAAUACGAGCCUGAGGAGAUUGUUGCACUUCUAUCUGCCUUUGUCUUCCAGGAAAAGACCGAGAAUGUUCCUACAUUGACACCGCGCUUGGAGAAGGGUAAGGAAGCAAUCGUUAAGAUUUCGGAGAAGGUGAACGACUUCCAAAUCCAAUACCAGGUCAUUCAGUCUAGUGAAGACAGCAAUGACUUUGCCAGUCAGCCACGAUUUGGUCUGGCGGAAGUUGUCUACGAAUGGGCUAAAGGGAUGUCAUUCAACCGGAUCACUGAUCUCACCGAUGUGAUGGAAGCUCUUAGGGACCGCAUACAGUCAACGCUCGACCCAAAUGCGAAUAAUCGCCGUCAGGCUGAGUUAGAUUUAAAAUAUGCCGAGACACAGCCCGGCUUUAUAAAUGCGCUUUUGGAUAUUUUGCAAGGGGAACAAAAUAAUGCCGUCCAACUGUCGGCCGGUGUCUACUUGAAGAACCGAAUUACCCGUGGCUGGUCUUGUGUCGAAGAAAACCCACAGCGCACACCGAUUCCAGAGGGGGAAAAACCGGGCUUCCGUGAAAGGUUGAUCCCGGCUUUGGUAUCAACACCCCCGAACGUUCGCGCACAGCUUGUCCCACUUCUUCAGAAGAUCCUCCAGCAUGACUUCCCCGAGCAGUGGCCGGGCUUUUUGAAUAUCACCCUCCAGUUGUUAGGCACCAACGAUGCAAGCUCGGUCUAUGCUGGUUUGCAGUGUCUGCUGGCCAUCUGCCGUGUGUAUAGAUUCAAGGCUGGUGAGAAGAGGGAGGAGUUUGAUAAGAUUGUUGAGCACACUUUCCCUCAGCUGCUUAAUAUCGGCUUGAAACUUGUCGACGAAGAAAGUUUGGAGGCUGCUGAAAUGCUCCGAAUUGUCGUCAAGUCCUACAAACAUGCCAUCUAUUUUGAGCUCUCACCGUUCCUGCAAACAAAUCAAGCGACUGUUGACUGGUGCACACUGUUCCUCAGAAUUAUCGCCAAGGAUCCGCCUGCAAACUCCAUGUUAGAAUCUAAGGAAGAACGGGAGCUUAACCACUGGUGGAAGUGUAAGAAAUGGUCGUACGCCAACCUGAACCGUCUCUUUAUCAGAUACGGAAACCCCACCACAAUGACCAAGUCGAGCACGCCUGAUUAUACCCAGUAUGCCAAGACCUUCAUCGCCACUUUCGCUCCGGAAAUUCUCAAGGGAUAUCUGCAGGAAAUCGAUAAGUGGGUUUCUAAGGGCCAGUGGCUUAGUAACCCUGCCCUUGCCUACACUUUGGUCUACAUGGAAGAAUGUGUCAAACCGAAGGCGAUGUGGGACCACCUCAAGCCACACAUGGACAACUUGGUCGCUCAUUUUAUCUUCCCCAUCCUUUGCCAAUCCGACGAAGACAUCGAAUUGUUCCAGACCGACCCCUCCGAGUAUCUCCACCGUAAGCUGAACUACUACGAGGAGGUGUCCGCGCCUGAUGUAGCCGCAACGAACUUCCUUGUUGCCCUCACAAAGAACCGCAAGAAGCAGACAUUCUCGAUCCUUACGUUCGUCAAUGGCGUCGUUAGCAAGUACGAGGCUGCUCCGGAUGACCAGAAGCUUCCUAGGGAGAAAGAAGGUGCCCUGCGGAUGAUUGGUUCGUUGGCUUCAGUGAUCCUUGGUAAGAAGAGCCCUAUCGCGGAUCAGGUUGAAUACUUCUUUGUCCGUCACGUCUUCCCUGAAUUCCGCAGUCCUCACGGCUUCCUCAGAGCUCGCGCAUGCGAUACUCUGGAGAAGUUUGAACAGCUCGACUUCCAGGAUCCGAACAACCUAAUGAUCAUCUAUCGCAAUAUCCUUGAAUCGAUGACCGAUCCUGAACUUCCUGUCCGGGUUGAAGCGGCCCUUGCUUUGCAACCUCUCAUCCGCCACGAUAUCAUUCGCACUUCGAUGCAGCAGAACAUCCCUCAGAUCAUGCAGCAGCUUCUCAAACUGGCCAAUGAGGUCGAUGUGGAUGCCUUGGCCAACGUUAUGGAAGAUUUCGUUGAAGUGUUCUCUGCUGAGCUCACUCCGUUCGCUGUGGCAUUGAGCGAGCAGCUCCGUGACACAUACAUGCGUAUUGUUGGUGAACUUUUGGAAAGAAACGCCUCGAAGGGCGACGAUGAAUAUGGCGAUUUUUUGGAUGAUAAAAGUAUCACUGCCCUGGGUGUCUUGCAGACUAUCGGAACCCUCAUUCUCACUCUGGAGAGCACCCCUGAUGUGCUUCUGCAUCUCGAAACUAUUCUCAUGCCUGUGAUCAGCAUCACGCUUGAGAACAAGCUAUAUGACCUUUACAACGAAAUCUUCGAGAUUAUCGACAGUUGCACCUUUGCGUCAAAGUCCAUCUCGCCCACUAUGUGGCAAGCGUUCGAGCUUAUUCACAAGACCUUUAAAGCGGGCGCUGAAUUGUACUUGGAGGACAUGCUGCCCGCUCUUGACAACUAUGUCGCAUAUGGCUCUCAGAUGAUGGUUCAGAACCCAGCGUACCUUGCGGCUGUUGUCAGUAUGGUUGAAGACAUCUUCCGCGAUGAGAAGGUUGGUGGUGUGGACCGGAUCUGUGGAUGCAAGCUAGCGGAGACUGUAAUGCUGAACCUGCGCGGCGGCAUUGACCAAUACAUUCCUCUGUUCAUUGAGUUGCCAAUGCACGUGCUCGACGCUGACGAGGCAAAGACCAAGUCCUACCGCAUCCAUCUGAUUGAGAUGGUGAUUAACGCUAUCUAUUAUAACCCUGUUCUCAGUCUUCAGGUUCUGGAGGCUAAGGGCUGGACGAAUAAGUUCUUCAGUGCCUGGUUCUCCAACAUCGACAACUUCCGCAGAGUCCAUGACAAGAAGCUCUCCAUUGCAGCAAUUAGCUCGCUUCUGACAUUGAAUGCUGGCGAUGUUCCCGCGAGCGUCCAGCAAGGUUGGCCUAGGUUGCUUCAGGGAGUGACCAGGCUCUUCCAGACACUGCCUGCUGCGCUUAAGAACUUUACCUUCGAGGACGAGGAUGACGAGGGUGAUGAGGAUAACGACUGGGAUGGAGAAAUCGAGUGGACCGAUCAAGAUGAGACUGAGGCCGGUCCCGAGGGCGAUGUUCAAGAUGAGAGCGCCGCAUACCUUGAUUUCUUGAAUAAAGAGGCCCAGAAGUUCGGUUCCUUCGCAGAUGAUGAUGAGGAUGACUUGGACGAGGAAAGCCUACUCGAGACGCCAUUGGACAAGAUCGAGCCAUAUGGCCUAUUCAAGCACGUCUUCAUGGGUCUUCAGCAAGAACAGCCACAACUCUAUGAGAACUUGACGAAGAUCCUGAAUGCGGAGGAGCAGCAAGUGCUACAAGCUGUCUUCCAUGAGGCCGAUGCCAAGGCUUUGGCUGCUGCCAACGCAGAAGCUGCUGCGGCGGGGAUCCAGACCAACGGAAAUUAG